CAAGGGUUGCCAACCCUGCCGCAGACGAAUAACGGAAUGGCCGCCAAUGAUGAAAAGGGACGCCAUCUGAAGCAAUUUACCUGAAAUGACGCCGUAAUCCCGGUAAUUGCAGCUUGCUCGCCAUAAAACUGAGGUUCAGACUAGCGUCAAAAAUCGGGAGAGAAACUUUUACCUGCCAGGUGCAUAAAAUACCUAUAAAGGGUACGAAAUCCGAAUAACCGGCAUUGGUGUUGUGGAACUCGAAGUGUACAGAAGUGAUCGAAAUGGUGCUCGCUCCCGAGGUUCGAAGUAUUGUCAAGGCGCUGAAGGGGUCGAACAGCUGUGAGGAGAUCGCUCAGAUCCUGGAAUGCGACGUGGAGAGUGUGGUGAGCUGCAUCCGCGAGUGUGAGCUGCUCGAGGGGAAGACGGCCACGCUAAGAUUGCCACAGAGGCCGAAAGCCACGGCGCCUGUGGUGGUUGCUCAGGAGGAGGAGAAGAGGCGAGAGGUGGGCCGGCCCAAAGUGCUAGAGAACCGGCAAAUGGUUGAGCAAAUGCUGAGCGACAAUCCGCACUACACCUCCAUCGAUGUGCAGCGGGAGCUGGCCCGACUCGGCAUAGAGGUCAGCCGCAGGACGUUGCAGCGCAGGAUCAGCGAGAUUCGCUCCAAGGGCGCAAGGCAACCGAGUGGCUGCCCACAGCCACAGGAGCCCAGCACUGGCGGACUCGGUGAGGAUGCGAAAAGGAAAAGGUUGGCCUGGGCCACCGCCCAUCAGGAUUGGACAGUGCGCGACUGGCGCAAUAUCUUCAACAUGGACGAUCUUAAGUUCGUCGACGAGUCAACGCCGCCAAAGGAAAUCUUCCUUGACUCGCUGAUGGGACCGGAGGGCAGCGUCUGCAAUGACCUCAAUCUCCUCGAGCAACUGAUGGCCAUCAUCCAGCCGAGGAUCCAGAAUCAGGCGCCCAAGAACGUCAGCGAGUUUCGAGCGGUCCUGUACGACGUCUGGCACAGCGACCAGGAUAUGGUGGACAAAAUUGAGAUGCUCUACGAGUCGAUGACGUGGCGGGUGUCGGCGGUCCUCCGCAAUGGCGGGGAUCAGACCGAGUUCUGCUAGCCAAGCUGUGGGUGGAAAUCGCACUCUGAUACUUGAAGGUCGUAUUGAAAAUAACGACGUUCAUUGUCAUGUUUAAUUGCAUAUAUUAUUAAGUUUGUAGUGGCCAUAUUAUGUACAUGGUACACACUGAUUAGAUUCGCUGCAUAGGAUUAGUUUCUUCACACAAUUGUAAACCAACUACAUUUUAAUAAAGUGUAAGACAAUAUAA
Molecule: messenger RNA, 1299 nt
Organism: Drosophila santomea
Lineage: Eukaryota; Metazoa; Arthropoda; Insecta; Diptera; Drosophilidae
Exons: 1
Coding region: 264-1091 (275 amino acids)
Molecular function (GO): nucleic acid binding
Source: RefSeq, a predicted model, not a curated record